This is a messenger RNA of Ochotona curzoniae (black-lipped pika), 2337 nucleotides long. RefSeq names its product chitobiase (gene CTBS). Lineage: Eukaryota; Metazoa; Chordata; Mammalia; Lagomorpha; Ochotonidae. Gene Ontology annotation, biological process: carbohydrate metabolic process; chitin catabolic process. Gene Ontology annotation, cellular component: extracellular region. Gene Ontology annotation, molecular function: chitin binding; chitinase activity. The record is from RefSeq and is a predicted model, not a curated record. The transcript has 7 exons. Bases 71 to 1234 code for a protein of 387 amino acids.
AGCGGCCCAGGGCAGGUCCAGCCUGCGCCGGCAGGAAGAGCAGUCUUCAUUCGCCCUGUGAUCUGCAGGCAUGGCAGGGCUGCAGCUCCGACGUCCGCGCCUGCUGCUGCUCGCCCGCCCGCCAGCCGGACCCCGGCUGCCGCUGCUGCGCCUGCUGCUGCUGCCGCUGCUGGCGCUGUCGGCCGCCGGGGACCUCUGCCCGUGCCAGCAGCCCGCGCACUGCCUCCCGAUCCGCCACCGCCCCGACUUCGAGGUCUUUGUGUUUGAUAUUGGCCAUAAAACUUGGAAACAUUAUGAUUGGACACAGAUUACAACUGUGGCAGUUUUUGGAAAAUAUGACUCAGAACUUAUGUGCUAUGCUCAUUCAAAAGGAGCCAGGGUAGUGCUAAAAGGAGAUGUGUCAUUAAAGGAGAUAAUUGACCCAAAAUUCAGAGCAGCUUGGAUAGCUCAAAAAGUGGACUUGGCUAAGACACAGUAUAUGGAUGGAAUUAAUAUAGACAUAGAGCAAGAAGUUGCUUGUUCAUCUCCAGAAUAUGACGCCUUAACUGCUCUAGUCAGGGAAACCACGGACGCCUUCCAUCGGGAAAUUGAGGGAUCACAGGUAACCUUUGAUGUAGCUUGGUCUCCAAAGAGCAUAGACAGAAGGUGUUAUAACUAUACUGGAAUUGCAGAUGCUUGUGACUUUCUCUUUGUGAUGUCAUACGAUGAACAAAGUCAGAUCUGGUCAGAAUGUAUCGCAGCGGCCAACGCUCCCCUUAAUCAGACAUUAGCUGGGUAUAGCGACUACACAAGGAUGGGCAUUAACCCUAAGAAACUUGUAAUGGGCGUUCCCUGGUAUGGCUAUGAUUAUACCUGCCUGAAUCUAUCUAAGGAGAAUGUUUGUACCAUUGCAAAAGUCCCUUUCCGGGGAGCCCCCUGCAGUGAUGCUGCAGGACGCCAGGUGUGCUACGGAGUGAUCAUGAAGCAAUUACUUCAUUCUAUUUCUGGAAGUCAAUGGGAUAAAGUUCAGCAAGCUCCCUUUUAUAACUAUAAAGAUCAUGCCGGCCAUUUCCAUCAAGUGUGGUAUGAUAACCCUCAGAGCAUUUCUUUGAAGGCAGAAUAUGUAACACACUAUGGCUUGCGGGGUAUUGGCAUGUGGAAUGCAAACUGUCUUGACUACUCUGGCGAUGCUGUAGCCAAACAGCAAACUGAGGAAAUGUGGAAAGCCCUAAAGCCAAAACUCAGACAGAGAUGAACAUGUUGUGUCAAACUAUUAAGAUUUAGAAAAAUGAUUUGUAUAUAGUUUCUUGAAGAGAUAAAAAAGUAUUCAUUUUUGUUAUGUUGCCAUAUAUUUUACUUACUAGUAUACUAAAAAAAUGUAGAUAAAGACUAAAAUUGUUUGAACUGAAAAAUGCAAAUUUCUAUCUUUGGCAUUCAGAACUAAAAGGCAAGACACAAAUCGGCUUACUUUGUCAAAUAUUGCUUUAUGUUUCAAUAUUAUACUGUCUUUAGCAAAAAAUCCUUUCAAAGUGUUAUGCUAAUUUCCCCAUGUGUAUUAAAAUAUGAAUUUAUAAACCAAUGCUGAUUUAAAAAAUAUGUAUAAUUUCAAGUGGAAAAGGUUUUCUUAGAACAGUUUUUUAAACUAGCAUUUGGAAAGCAGUUUAGGCUGUGCUUAAUUUUUCUAGAGAUCUUAAAUUUAAAACAGAAUAUAGUGUCCUCUCUUUAACAAAUUGAUAAAAACAAAUUUUAUGCUUGCUGACUAUAUGGAACGUAUUGAUGUUCUCUGAGGUACUUAGAAUGGAUUCAUUUAAACAUCCAAACAGUGAACAAGGGGAGGAAAGGGAUUCAACAGAUUAAAUGUACUCACAAAAAGAUAGAAAAAAUUCAGUAACAUUUUUAGUAAGAGAUGCCUUAUGUUUUCUAACUAGAUUACUUAGAUGAAUACAUUUUUAUUAUAAACUUUUUUACAAUAGGAAUAACUUGGUGUAAAGCUUCAUUUUAUUAAAUAUAAUUAUGUUUCUAAUUAUUCAUAUCCCUUCAUUUACAGACAUCUAUAAUGUAUUAGAUAAUUUUCUCUUUCCAUAUCUGAAUUUUAUUUUUGACUGUCUAAAAACACUGAUUAGUCUUCCCUUUCUAAAGAUUAAUUUUAUGUGAAGAAUUUUUCUACAUGUGAUGAAGUCUCUGUUCUCUUUUUCAAGGCAAUUUAGGACAACACUGUUUUGCACUUAUGUUAGUUCCUGCAAACAUAAAUAUUUAAAAUGUGCAUCUUUGAACUCUAGAUUUACAUAAAUCUUGCCUUCUGUAAGCAUUUUCCUUUACCCCAACUAAAAUGAUGAUUCAAACAUCUAUUAUAAAAUU